CUCAACUGUUGAAUCUCUCUCCUUUCUCCUCUCUCUCUCUACUCUACUCUGUUUACAGAGAGCUCUCCCAACUUAGGGUUAGGGUUUUAACGAGAAAUCACACUCCUUUCUCUGCUACAACAGCUCAACAGACAGACAGAGAGGGAGGGGGGAGGGGGCUUUUCUGAGGUUUUAUACGUAUUCUUUGAGCCCUUUUAGGGAUUCAGCUAUGGGUUGUGCUUGGGGCGUGAUCAAAUGGUACCAUCUCCGGAAGCCGCUGAAACUGCCUCUUCUCUUUUUUUUAUUGGCUCUAGCUGGCGGCGAGGUCGUUUCGGGCCUGGAUUCGGACAAAUCGGCUCUCUUGCAGUUCAAGCGCUCGCUAUCGGACCCUUCCGGAGCGCUUGCGAGCUGGGAUUCGAGUGGUUCUGAUCACUGCUCAUGGUUCGGCGUUGCCUGCGAUUCGGGCUCUCGGGUCGUGGCUCUCAACGUCACGGGCGGAGGUAUUUCUGGUUCUUCUUGCUCUUGUGCUAAAUUAGCUCAAUUUCCUCUUUAUGGGCUUGGUAUUAGGAGGACCUGCUUUGGUAGUAAGGUUAAAUUAGCGGGUCGUCUUUCGCCCGACGUUGCGAAGCUCACCGAGCUUAAGGUCUUGUCUCUUCCUUUCAAUGAGCUGAGCGGUGGAAUUCCUCAUGAGAUUUGGGAAAUGGAAAAGUUGGAAGUUCUUGAUCUUGAAGGCAAUUCGAUAACCGGGUCUUUGCCGGGUCAGUUUGGGGGUUUACAGAGUUUGAGGGUGCUCAAUUUAGGGUUUAAUAAGAUUGUAGGGCAAAUGCCACAUUCGUUGUUAGGUUGUGUGAGUCUACAAGUCUUGAAUUUAGCUGGGAAUCAAGUGAACGGCACAAUCCCGGGGUGGGUUGGUGGGUUUAGAGAUUUGAGGGGGCUUUACUUAUCUUUCAAUCGGCUUGAGGGUUCAGUUCCAAAUGAGAUUGGAGAUAGUUGUGAGAAACUUGAGCAUUUGGAGCUUUCUGGCAAUGCUCUGGGUGGUGGGAUUCCGAGGAGUUUGGGGAAUUGUACUGGGUUGCGUUCGCUUGUCUUGUAUUCCAAUUUGCUUCUAGAGGUUAUUCCCGCUGAACUUGGUUUGCUGACUAAACUUGAAGUGUUGGACUUGUCAAGGAAUAGCAUAAGUGGUCCGAUACCUUCUGAGCUUGGAAAUUGUGCCAAAUUAUCAGUUCUUGUGUUGUCCAAUUUGUUCGAUCCUCUUCCAAAAAUCACUUAUCUAGAAGGUGAUUCCUCAUCAGGGCAACCCAGUCCAAUCGAUGAAUACAAUUUCUUUGAAGGUCUAGUUCCAUCAGCAAUCACAACACUUCCAAAGCUCAAGAUGAUGUGGGCGCCCAGAGUAUUUUUGCAGGGAACACUUCCCGACAACUGGGGUUCCUGUGAAAACUUAGAGAUGGUGAAUUUUGGCCAGAAUCUUUUCGCUGGGGAUCUCUCCCAAGGGUUUAGUCAGUGCAAGAAACUUCACUUUCUUGAUUUGAGCUCCAAUAGGCUGACAGGGGAGUUUAAUGAGAAACUUCUGGCUCCAUGUUUGACUGUGUUUGAUGUCAGUGAAAAUCUUCUUUCAGGAUCAGUUCCUAGAUUUAAUUACACUGAUUGUUCCCAUGUUCUUCCUUCCUUGGGUGGAUAUACCUUUGAGCAAUAUGGCUUACCAUCUGCUUAUUUGUCAUUUUUUGCCAGAAAAGUACAGACCGGAUUCAAUUUGUUGGGCGAUGGAGAUGUUGGUGAUUUUGCAGUUUAUCACAAUUUUGCUGCAAAUAACUUCACUGGUGGUUUGCGUUCAAUGCCAAUUGGACUUGACACUUUUCAAAAGCAGACGGUUUAUGCAUUUCUGGCUGGUGAAAACAAGCUAACUGGGCCAUUUCCUGGAGAUUUAUUUGAAAAGUGCGAUGGAUUGAAAACAAUGAUUGUCAAUAUCAGUGACAAUAGAAUAUCAGGUCAAAUUCCGGCAAACGUUAGUUCAAUUUGCAAAUCGCUUAGAGUUCUGGAUGCCUCUGGGAACCAAAUUACCGGGUCUAUUUCCCACAAUUUUGGCGAUUUGGUGUCUCUCUUUUCCCUUAAUUUGAGUUGGAACAUGUUGCAAGGUUCAAUCCCAAGCAGUCUAGGACAGAUAAGGGGUCUCAAGUUUCUUGCCUUGGCUGGUAAUAACCUCACAGGAACCAUUCCUACGAGCUUAGGCCAGUUGCAGUCUUUAGAAGUACUGGAGCUUUCUUCAAACGUUCUCUCUGGGGAGAUUCCAAAAGAUCUUGUGAAUUUGAGGAACCUCACUGUUCUUCUUCUGAAUAACAAUACACUCUUGGGGCAGAUUCCAUCUGGCUUGGUAAAUGCGACAACACUCUCAACGUUCAAUGUUUCCUUCAAUAACUUGUCUGGGCCGCUGCCAGUGAAUUUGACCAAAUGCAAUAGUUUUCUUGGAAACCCUUUUCUACGAUCUUGCGGAAUGUCGUCCUCAGCACUCCCAACUUCAGAAGAACAGGGUAGGAUUGGGGACGUUGGUUGGAAACCAAAUGCAGACGGUGAGAGCAAAGAUGAUGAAGACGUUGAAAGUUGGUCGGAGAAGCUAUGGUUCUACUUGAUUGUAGCUCUAGGAUUCUUCACGGGAUUUUGGGGAGUCUGUGGUAGUUUGACGAUUAAGAGACGGUGGAGACUUGCAUACUUUCGUUUUCUUGAGAAAAUGACAGAUAAAACCAUUAGAUUAAUUUUCCUAACUGCUAGUCGUUUGAAGAUGAUGUUUAAGAGAUGAGUUUAACUGUACUUAUAUUAGAUGUGAUUUAGGUUAUUGCAAAGGAGGGCUUUAUAUUUUAAGAAUAUUUAUGAAGUUUUUUAUUUUA
Molecule: messenger RNA, 2858 nt
Organism: Diospyros lotus (date-plum)
Lineage: Eukaryota; Viridiplantae; Streptophyta; Magnoliopsida; Ericales; Ebenaceae
Product: LRR receptor-like serine/threonine-protein kinase RPK2
Exons: 1
Coding region: 209-2770 (853 amino acids)
Molecular function (GO): protein binding
Source: RefSeq, a predicted model, not a curated record